This is a messenger RNA of Rhipicephalus sanguineus (brown dog tick), 2783 nucleotides long. Its product is annotated as general transcription factor 3C polypeptide 3. The transcript has a single exon. The coding region runs from base 31 to 2631 and encodes 866 amino acids. The record is from RefSeq and is a predicted model, not a curated record. Gene Ontology annotation, biological process: transcription by RNA polymerase III. Gene Ontology annotation, cellular component: transcription factor TFIIIC complex. Gene Ontology annotation, molecular function: protein binding. NCBI's taxonomy places the organism in Eukaryota, Metazoa, Arthropoda, Arachnida, Ixodida, Ixodidae.
GCGGAUUUGUUCAAGCCCGUUCUCGGCGCAAUGGCCGAAGACCAGUGUGACGAGUACAUGGCCUUAAAUACGUACCUGCUACAAGGUGCCUCGCUGUACGAUGACAGCUGGUCGGAAAGUUCGGUUAGCGAUGAAACGACGCCGGAGUCAUCGGAGGACAGUGACGCGACUGACACGGAUGAUGACGAAGGGCAGUACGAAGUGUACGAUUCCAAGCGCACCGACGCGGAGACCACGAUCGACAGGUUAACAGGAUGUGUAGAUUCUUUUCUCGCAUCCGAGGAUGAAGACUCCGAAGAGGACGCGCUGGAGGACGACGUCGUCGAGGAUCGCCCCGUGGAAACGAAAAACAUUCCCAUAAGCUUGCCACGUUACCUUCGGGGGCUAAUGGGCGAGGCGAACAUGUGCUUCGCGCAAGGUCGCUACGAGGACGCUAUCAAGAUGUGCCUCGAGAUUGUCCGACUUGCGCCCACUUCGCCGCUACCCUUCCAGACGCUCGCCAUGAUCUACGAGGAACUGCGUGAUCCUAGUAGGGCGCUGCAAUUCGGCUUGAUCGCGGCCUAUUUGGGCCCGCAGGAGGCUUACGAGUGGGGCCGGCUGGCGCAGCUUUGCCUGGAGCAGGGUCUCGUCCGUAAAGCGGCUUCGUGUCUGAUUAGGGCGCUUAGGGUUGAUCCGCACGACUUGGAACUACGGUGCUUGUUGUGCACGCUGUACGAGGAGCUGGGCGACGAACCCCGAGCGCUGGUUUCAUGCGCAGUCCUCGCACGUCGAAUAGAGGAACCGGCUGAAUGCCUGCAGCUGUCACGACGACUCGUGGAUGUCUACCGAAAGCGCCAAAACCUGGCUUCAGCUGUGCGAGUUCUCCUGAACGCCGCCACUAAGUUUCCCGCGCACAUCUCAGCUGAAGAUAUCAGCACGCUGCUGGAGAUGCAGCUGAAGCUCAAAAUGCAUUCAGGUGCCCUGCUAGUGCUUCACGACCAUUGCGGAGUGCAGCUGCUGCCGUUGCCUGAGGGGCACGAAGAAAUAUCCACAGAACUACUUGAAGACUCUCUCGACGCCUUUGAGAGAUGCUUAGUGCCUGUUGAGUUUCCCGUUGACAAAAAGACGAAGCUUGUGGUUUGUCUAAUACAUCUGGAUGCCCGACACCUCGUGAUGGAUCUACUAAGAGAACUGAAGCGUGAACUGGACCCCGAAAAAUCUGGUGACCUUCUAUUGGAAGUGGCCGAAGCCUUCAUGGAUGCAGAAUUCGAGAACGACGCACUGCCGCUGCUGCGCAUGCUUGUGCGAACUCGCAACUGUGGGACAGCGGCUGUUUGGCUCCGAUACGCAGAAUGCCUGAAGCGACUCGGCCGCCAGCGGGAUGCGACCAAGGCGUACGAACGCACGUGCGAGCUGGCACCGCGCCACGCGCCGUCACGCCUCUCCCUGGGCCAGUUGUUAGCCGCGCAGGGGCUUCGCGACAAAGCCAUCGACUGUCUCGCCACCGAUUCUCGACAUCUGCAGGACACCAAGGACAGCACGCCAGCGCAGCAGCAGGAUUCGGCGUCCGUGCUGCUUUGUCAGGCGCGCCUAUUGUGGGAGUCCGGGCCGCGCGAGGCUUUCAUCGAGUCGGCCAUGACGCUGGUGCGGGCGCACUGUCUGUCUGUCUGCACCACCGAAGAAUACGAGGCAGUGUACUCGAGUACCUAUCACUUGAGUCGCAUGAAGGCAAUACGCGACCUGCAUGAGAAACGCGGCUUCGCACCAGGCUGGCUCACGAUGGAGAGCGGCGUCUCUGUCGACGAACUGCAGGCAUGCUUUCUCGAGCUCUACCGAGCACUGCACGAGAGCGGCCGCAUGGACGACCUUAGGCAAGUCGCGACGGAAGUUCUCGUUGCGCCCAUGUUUAAUAGGGACACGGCGAGCACCGAGGAGCUGGAGUUCUUGAGUUUUCUCGCCCACUACCAGGACCCGGGCCACGUAGAGCACAGCUUUCCCCUCAUCCGUUCCAUGGUGCUCAAGUAUCCGAACCAAGUACGCGCGUGGAAUUUGCUGGGCCUAGUGGUCAACCAAAUGCCGGCGUGCCGUAACAAGGGAUUCUGCCUCCGGCUGCUAUACAAACACGAGAAUAGCCUGCCGCUCAGGGUGCUCGUCGGGCACAACGCUUUUCUGUGUGCAAACUACAAGCACGCCCUGCCGGAGUACACGCAACUUCUGCGCCAUCUUGGAGAGGAGGAGCCAAUGCUGCUGCUGUGCUCCGGCAUCUGCCUGCUGCGUCUGGCAGGCCAACAGUUGUCUCUAAGCCAAAACUCUCCGCUGAGCAAAAAGUCUUCAGGGAGCCAGAAGUCUUCAGGGAAAUAUUACUGGCUGGCCACUCAGGGGAUGGCCUUCUUGUGCCGCUACUUACGUGCGCGGGGCAGUGGUUGCCAGGAGGCCCUCUUUAACGUAGGCCGCGCUCUUCAAGAACUGGGCUUCCCGCAUAUGGCUUUCGACAUGUAUCAACGGGCACUCGCCACGCCACCAGCAGUGCAGGAGAUGCCAGAGGUGUUCGACCUUCGACGGGAGAUAGCCUUCAAUCUGAGCCUGUUGUACCAGCUCGGAGGCAACAGUGAAUUGGCCAAUUGGUGCAUCAACCACUACUGUGUCAUUUGAAUCGGAAUACUCUGUGCGGGAUGAAAUUGCUUACAUAUAAUCAAAAUUUGUGCAGUCGCCAUGUGACCACAUUAUGUGACAGUCAUCAAGGUGCAAGGUUAUCGUGGGUCAUGUUUAGAACCGCGAAUUCAUGCAGAAGCAAGGAGGGCAAG